This is a messenger RNA of Galdieria sulphuraria, 1415 nucleotides long. RefSeq names its product [pt] tryptophan synthase alpha chain. The transcript has a single exon. Gene Ontology annotation, molecular function: tryptophan synthase activity. Lineage: Eukaryota; Rhodophyta; Bangiophyceae; Galdieriales; Galdieriaceae. The record is from RefSeq and is a predicted model, not a curated record. The coding region runs from base 8 to 724 and encodes 238 amino acids. Gene Ontology annotation, cellular component: cytosol. Gene Ontology annotation, biological process: L-tryptophan biosynthetic process.
AUUUAUUAUGGCAGGUGAUCCCAAUAUAGAAACAACAGUUAAAGCAUUAAAUAUCUUAGACAAGAGUGGAUCUCAUAUGAUAGAAUUAGGAAUACCUUAUAGCGAUCCACUCGCAGAUGGUCCUAUAAUGCAAGCGUCUGCUCAGAGAGCUCUGAAUAGGGGCUUUAGAAUAAAUCAUGUUUUUUCAAUACUAGAAAAUAUUAAGUUAUCAAUUCCUAUAAUUAUAUUUUGCUAUUUUAAUCUAAUACUACAUUAUGGAAUAAAUAAUUUUAUAUACAAAUUAUAUCAAUUAAAUGUUAAAGGAAUAAUUAUUCCUGAUCUUCCUAUUGAAGAAGCUGAUGAAAUUUUAAUGAUAUGCCAACAAUACAAAAUAAAUCUUAAUAUGUUAGUUUCUCCUGUAAGUACAGAAAGUAGGAUUAGUUCAAUUGUAAAGAAAGCAAAUGGUUUUAUUUAUUUGGUAAGUAGUACAGGCGUGACCGGUAUAAGGGAUAAUUUUUCUGAUGUGAUUAAAGAUAAGAUUGAAACUAUUAGAAAAUACAGUACUAAGCCAAUAGUAAUAGGUUUUGGCGUGUCUAAACCUAGUCAUAUUAAACAAAUUAAGGCUUGGGGAGCUGAUGGAAUAAUUAUUGGUAGUGCUUGUAUACAAGAAAUAUCUAAAUCUACUCAAUCUGACGAAUUAAAUGAUUUUAAAAAUUUUCUAAAUAAAAUGAUAGAAUCUAUUUAAUAUAUUUUUUAAUAUAUUUUAUAUAGUAGUAAAUAUUACUAGUAUACCCUCAGGGGAAUUCGAAUCCCCGUUACCUCCGUGAAAGGGAGAUGUCCUAGGCCUCUAGACGAUGAGGGCAUUUUAUUAGAUAAAGAAAUAUUAUUAUAUAAUUUAUAUUUUUAUAGAAGUUAUGAUAUUAAAUUAUAAUUCUUUUUUUUAUUUGUCUAUAUUAAUAAUUAUAUUACUAUUUUUUAUAAUAAAGAUUUAUAGUCAAGUUUUUAAAUUCAUAAAACAAGAAUUUUAUAUAUAUAGAUUAAAUACUUUAUUAAGUAAUAAUCAUAAAAAUAAUUGCUAUAUUUAUUUUCUUCUUGGAGCAGUUUAUCUAGAUAAGGCUUGUCUAAAACAAGCUCUAGACUUUUUUAUUAAGUCUUAUAAUUCUUAUGAGGAUAAUGCUGGAGUUCCACUUAUACAAAUUUAUAACAGUAUUGGAUAUGUUUAUAUGCAUAUUGAAGAAUAUAAUCUAGCUAUUAAAUUUUUUGAAAAAUGUAUUGCAAUACAGCCUAAUUAUAUCAUAUCCAUAAAUAAUUUGGCAAAAGUUUAUGAAAAAAUAAAUGAUAUAAAAAAAGCAAUUGAUUUAUAUCAACUUGUUUUAUCUUAUGAUAAUCAAAAUAAAACCGCUAUUGAUAGACUGAAUAAAUUAUUUGCAAAUAAA